CAAGAGUCUCUUACCAUUACCAAACACCACCAUGUGCACGUUAGAGAAGCGAGGGUCAGUCUUCGUUCUAACCCUAACAAGCGAGAACGACGAACAGCACCGCCUCAACCCCGCCCUCCUCUCCUCCCUCCUCGCCGCCCUCUCCCAACUCAACUCCCAAGCCACCGCCUCCUCCGCCCUCAUCACCGCCGCGCACGGCAGAUUCUUCUGCAACGGAUUCGACUUCCGCUGGGCGCAGGCCGCCGCCGACCAGCCCUCCGCCCGCCGCCGCCUCCGCCGCAUGUCCGACUCCCUCCGCGCCGUCCUCGCCGCGCUCCUCUCCCUCCCCAUGCCCACCGUCGCCGCCCUCUCCGGCCACGCCGCCGCCGCCGGAACCGUCUUGGCGCUCGCGCACGAUUACGUCCUCAUGAGGAGCGACCGCGGCGUCAUCUACAUGCCGGAGGUGGACCUCGGCAUCACGCUCCCCGACUACUUCGCCGCCGUGGCCACGGCCAAGAUGGCGGCGGCGAGGCGCGACGUGGUGCUGGGCGGGAGGAAGGUGAGGGCGGUGGAGGCGGUGGCGAUGGGGAUCGUUCAGUCGGCGCACGAUAGCGCGGAGGGCACCGUGGAGGCUGCGAUGCGCCUGGGGGAGGAGUUGGCACAGAGAGAGUGGGUUGGGGACGCUUAUGCCGAAAUUAGAAAGACUUUGUACCCUCAAUUUUGUGCUACUUUGGGUUUAACACCUAAAGCCAUUGUUUCCAAGAUCUGAUUAGUUACUAUUGUUUUGUUUUGAGAUACCUUAUAAGGUUAAGGCUUAAAAUCUAAUUUGGUUUCUUAUAA
Molecule: messenger RNA, 819 nt
Organism: Cajanus cajan (pigeon pea)
Lineage: Eukaryota; Viridiplantae; Streptophyta; Magnoliopsida; Fabales; Fabaceae
Product: enoyl-CoA delta isomerase 2, peroxisomal
Biological process (GO): fatty acid beta-oxidation
Cellular component (GO): peroxisome
Molecular function (GO): delta(3)-delta(2)-enoyl-CoA isomerase activity
Source: RefSeq, a predicted model, not a curated record